This is a messenger RNA of Dimorphilus gyrociliatus, 1777 nucleotides long. The record is from the annotation of a GenBank genome assembly. NCBI's taxonomy places the organism in Eukaryota, Metazoa, Annelida, Polychaeta, Dinophilidae.
ACAGAAAAUGCUCUCACAGUCUACGCUUAGAAUUGCAUGUGGAAGUUUAUUGAAUAAAAUGUUCCAGCAAGAAAUUCAAGUCAAUUAAUUUGAAAUCGAUUACAAUUUUAGAGGGACUUGAUUAUAUAAUUAUCAAUCCUCUCUUUUGCUGAUUUAUUUGGUAAGUAAAAUCUUUAAUAAUGGAUUAAUGGGCGUAAUCGUCGACGCUAUGAUAAUUCGAUUAUAGACCUUAAAACGUUCCACGUGGUAAAACCUCAAUUUAUAAUCUUUCAAUAAAUGUGUUAUGUGUCAACUGACAAAAUCUUGAACAUGGACUACCAUAAUGUACAAUUUCUGAAAAAAUGGAGCUAGGGCUGAUAUUGUCUCAAGCAGGUUCUAGCAAGUUUUUGUUGGAUUACUGCAUAUUUUAUAUAUAAAAAGAAGUGGAUCUGGAUAAUCUUUUCUGAUUUAUGAUUAUAGCUUCAAAUCCAUGCUUUAUCGUCUUUUAAAUUUCUAACCGAUUUUGUUGGAAUUUAUAAAUUAUUAUAGUAUUCGAUUACAGCCAUCGAUCUUCAUUGAUGGAGCUUCACCGUUCCUUGUUUUAUUCUUUAGGCUUUGGUCAUAAUAUAUAGUUAGCGAUAUAUUACACAUUAAUAGAUACUUUAUGUAUCAGGACAACACGAACUCAUGUACUGCGAUAAAACGUAAAUACAUCAGCCUCAGACUAAUUAAUAUAUGCCACUGGAAAUAUUACCAAUUUAAUUUAAUCGAUUUGUUACAGUCUAUAUAAAAUAUUUUUUAAUACUACAUAUAGUGGUGACAGAUUUUCCCCAUCCUUAUUAUCAUUUUAUCCGCCUAUUUCCAAAGUCUAACUUAUUCAACACAGUUGUAUACUAGAAUCGAUACGGGAAUUAUCUAUCAAAUCUAUAAUAUUAUAUGAAUAACAUUGUAUUGAUGACCAUGAAGUAUAAUUCAUUUAAUUCAAGUGGCCUUAUCCAUUGAGCUGCCUAUUUGUAUUUUCGCUACAAAAGUCUGCCUUAGACGAUGUUAGACAAAGAUUUCCAGACCAUUCUGAAUUCACUGCUUCAAAAGGAUAUAUUUGGGCUAAAACCCUGGAACUAUCAGGGUCGUUUUUCAACAAAACUCUACCAAGAUAUGAACGCAGUCGAUUCUCAACAACAGCAUCAAGAUUUAAUAAAAAUUGAAGAGUUUGAUCCGAUAUUCUCAAACGUAAACGUUGCGCAAUCGGAUUUGGAUAAACCUUCCCAAGAUUUAAGAAACGAGGGCCACGACUAUUGUAUUAGGCCAACAAGCUUGGACAAAGAGUGUGACUUGAUGCCAAUUGCACCGGAAACUGACGGACAGAAACGACUCUGUCUAGUGUGUGGCGAUGUCGCUAGUGGUUAUCAUUAUGGAGUCGCUAGCUGCGAAGCCUGUAAGGCGUUCUUUAAGAGAACCAUUCAGGGUGAGUUACUUUAGUGUUUUGUCGCAAGUACAACUACGUAAUAAGUAGGAGACUAUUAUUAAAAUAGAGGGGACGUGGUAAAAUUGAGAAUAUGGAUUAAAUGUUGAUCUUAUACUUUUUAAGGCCAUAUCCUUUUCAAUAUUCAAAAAAUUGCACUUCAAUAUAUCUUUUAAAUUUCUUUGCUUAUGUAUACUUCUAAGAACCAUAUUGAGAUUUGAGUACUUGUCUAAAAUUUCACCAAAUAUUAAUAAUUUUUUGAAAAUUGAGGAUUUAAAGCUUUUUGAACAAUUAAAAUUAUUCAAGAGGAAUUUAAUCAAAUCAAGAACGAUAAGA